AUGGAAGAUAUUUUAAAUGAAUUAUAUAAAUUACGCCUAGAUUGUUUAAGCGAUGAUUGGGUUCAAAAUAUAUUUGAUUCUGAAUUCUUAGAAUAUGGAGAAAUACCUGGUGAAUAUGAGGACAUAUUGGAAUCUCUUGAAAUUAAAACAGUAUUUCGAACUACUAUGUCAGCUAUAGAUACUUGGCUUACUUCGGAUUUUAGCAACGAAGAAGAGAAAUCUUGGACAGUUCUGUCUCAUCAAGUAAAACAUCAAAGUUUAUUAGCAUUACUAGCCUAUUAUAUAGAUUUUGGUGGAAAAAAUGUAGUGUCCAAAGAACACAGAAAUAAAGCUUUAUUAGCAUCUAGAUUUUACUAUAAAUUGAUCUCAAUUCCUGGGUAUAAGGCUUAUCAUAUUUAUCAUUCACAACUUUUUGCACAUACACUUUUGUGUCUUAGCUAUCCAAAAGCUGUGUGUGAAAGUGAAGAAACUUAUUUCAAUGCUAAAGAAUUGACACGAGAAGUUAAUUCUAUUAUCAAAGAGUUGAGUUAUUUAGUUAAAGAUUUAAGAGGAAUAAUUUCAAACUUACAUUUAACCUCAAAUGACAUGAACUUUGAGGAUAUUCUAAGUAACUUGGUAGACAUUACAGGAGGAGCUAUUGUCAACAAACUUAAUAUAGACAAAAUUGAAUUGGCCAAUUUGUCAGCUGCAAUAUAUGACAUGAUAGACAUUUUGGUAAGUGAGCCAAAUGGAGCUCCGAAUGCUUCAGCCAUACAAUUACUCUUUAAAUGCUUGUUACCAAAAUUAAUAGCUGCGUCUGUGGAUUGUCGUCAUGCUAAUAAUGUGGUACGGGCCUCAUAUGUUACAUAUUCUGGACUUCUCUUAACUAAUUAUGGGAAAGCAGCUCUAUCAGGUUAUAUUGUUCUACUACAACAUUUAUGUUUCACAUUGGAUGGACUAGAGCGUGCAGAAGUGAGAUCUGCACGUGUAUCACUUGUGGUGGGUCUAAUGAGUAUGCUAACAGGCAAAACAUAUAAAAAAUUCGUAAAAUGGCUGCUUAAAUUAUCAGCAACUGCAAAAGUGUCACAUAGACAAAUUGCUUUGGAAAUGUUGGCUAAGCUACUAAAUAACGACCCAGAACUAGUCAAGUCCAAUCAAUCUGAUGAAAAGAAAUUGAUCACUCAAACAAUCUGUGAAGACGACAGAAACAAAAACAUUACUGAAGGAAAUAAUGCAAGUGGUAGUGUGGAUAAUCAAAAUAAUGAAGAACCACAACCCAGUACUUCUGCAGAAUCACUGACAAGUACAGCUGAGCACAUCACCACUGAAGACGAGAGCAGUCAAGAGCCUUUAGAUGACAACAUACCGGAGGAAGAGGUAGCGGGGUUGAUGCGCCAGCGGACCCACACCAUAUCGCACAGCGAGGUGCUGCGUGCGGUGUACGAGCGCGUGCACGACGUGUCCAGCACGCUGCGCACGCGUGCACUCGCUAUACUUUCAGAAGGCCUGCAGUCUGAACACCCAGCUGUGAUUGAGGCUAUAAAGGAGCUCAACGGUGCCGGGGAGGUGUCACGGCUGGCGGCCACCGCGGCCCGUUGCGUGUGCGACGAGCGCGCCGUCGUGCGCAAGGCCGCCGUCACGCUGCUGCAUCGCCUCAUCACCACCACGCACUCGAGUGCUAGGACGCCGCUUGCAUCGGAUUAUGCCGUGCGUUAUUUU
This is a messenger RNA of Brenthis ino (lesser marbled fritillary), 1698 nucleotides long. The record is from the annotation of a GenBank genome assembly. Lineage: Eukaryota; Metazoa; Arthropoda; Insecta; Lepidoptera; Nymphalidae.